Messenger RNA from Coregonus clupeaformis (lake whitefish), 1516 nucleotides. RefSeq names its product leucine-rich repeat-containing G-protein coupled receptor 5-like. Gene Ontology annotation, molecular function: protein binding. The transcript has 6 exons. Lineage: Eukaryota; Metazoa; Chordata; Actinopteri; Salmoniformes; Salmonidae. Bases 170 to 499 code for a protein of 109 amino acids. The record is from RefSeq and is a predicted model, not a curated record.
UUCGCUCGUCCUCCCUACUCUGCUUUUUGCCCACAUCUGUCUAUUGAAUGAACUUGGUCAUGACGCGCAUUGCUUGGAGUGGUCGACUCCGCGGGCACAGAACGGACCGCGGUUCUUUACGACGCCGACACGGACUGCCCGUCCCCUUUGUAUUUGUGAAGACGGUGGCAUGCUUCUGCACAUGGACUAUGUGGAUCUCGGUCUUGCGGAGUUGCCCUUAAAUCUGAGCGUAUUUACUGCCUACCUAGAUCUGAGCAUUAACAACCUCACCCUACUGCCCAACGGGGCCUUCUCCAACCUAUACGUCCUUCAAGAGCUCAGGCUAGCAGGAAACUGCCUGACCGACAUCCCUGAAGGGGCUUUCUCUGGCCUCUUCAAUCUCAAAGUACUAAUGCUCCAAAACAAUCAUCUAUGGCAAGUUCCUGGUGAUGCCCUUCAGAACCUACAGUCUGCGUUUGGAUGCCAACCACAUUACCCGUGUGCCUGUGGGUUCCUUUAGGGGCCUGGCAUCCUUGCGCCACCUUUGGCUGGAUGAUAAUGCCCUCACAGAGGUGCCCGUCCAUGCCCUGGCCAGCCUGCCCACCCUGCAGGCAGUGAUGCUGGCCCUCAACAGUAUCACCCACAUCCCAAACCAGGCCUUCGCCAACCUCACCAGCCUGGUGGUCCUGUGAGUAGCACUGUUGGAUUGACCAGUUGUUAUACGAUUCUGUUUUUUGUUUAAGGGCCAGCCUCACUCUCUCGGUCUUUACAUUUUCAUUGUUUUCUAACGUCUCUCUCUCUUUUGCUCCUACUACAUGCACAAAUGCAUACCCACUUCCUUUCUACCACUGCAUAGAACCCUGCGAGACUUUGUUGGGUCUUUGCACUUUUUGGACAUCUUUCCUCACAUCUCUUCGUAGGCAUCUCCAUAACAACCAGAUCCAGUUGUUGGGGGAGAGGUGUUUUGAUGGGCUGCUCAGCCUGGAGACUCACUUCUACGUUUUUGAUAGCCUGGGUGCCAGUCCCUCUCUGCUUCAGCCAACGUAUCAUUGUUGAAUUCAGAAACACUCAGAUAGCCAGGCUAUGGAUAUUGCUUUUCAGAACUCGGAACUCUGAAUGUUCCUUUACAAGACAUCUAUACGGUUAUCCCAAAGUGAGCCACCACUGCAGUUCAAACAGUCUGGACGACGUGCUCAUCUGGUGCAUCUUAGUGUGUGGCUGCAUGAUGCAGCACUCUACCAAUUACCCUCAAUCUAGGCUGCACAUGUUUCCUGAGUGUUUGCAGGGUAAUACCCAAACAACCUCCAGGCUACCAGUACUUUAUACUACUACAACUUACAACCCCCAUUAUUCUACUGACCAGAGAAAAGAGAGAGUCAUGUUGUUAGAUAAUGCAGUAGUCCACAAGUUACUGUAAAAAAGAUACACACUAACUAAUGUUGUACAUGUUUAUGUGCAUUAUAUUUACAGUACUUACUACUGUAUUUGGGAGACCCAUGGGGCGGCGCACAAUUGGCCCAGCGUCGUCCAGGGUAGG